Messenger RNA from Toxotes jaculatrix (banded archerfish), 732 nucleotides. It is a transcript of the gene gsx1, whose product is annotated as GS homeobox 1. Gene Ontology annotation, cellular component: nucleus. Gene Ontology annotation, biological process: regulation of DNA-templated transcription. NCBI's taxonomy places the organism in Eukaryota, Metazoa, Chordata, Actinopteri, Toxotidae. The transcript has 2 exons. Bases 1 to 732 code for a protein of 243 amino acids. The record is from RefSeq and is a predicted model, not a curated record. Gene Ontology annotation, molecular function: DNA-binding transcription factor activity, RNA polymerase II-specific; sequence-specific double-stranded DNA binding.
AUGCCGAGGUCUUUUCUCGUGGAUUCCUUGAUUUUAAGGGAGGCCAACGACAAAGGAAAUGAGAACAACCCACCUUUAUUCCCGUACGCCGUGCACUCGCCGCACCAUCCGCACGGGCUGCCGGCGUCCUGCCACUCCAGGAAAGCAGGACUGCUGUGCUUCUGCCCGCUGUGCAUGGCCGCGUCCCAGCUCCAUCCGUCUCCACCGACGCUGCCGCUCCUCAAGGCAUCAUUUCCUCCCUUCAGCUCACAGUACUGCCACUCAGCUCUGUCGAGGCAACACUCAUCAUCUAACAGCGUCAAUCUCAGCCACGGACCGGGGAUUUACCAAGCAGCGUACUCGGUCCCUGACCCGCGGCAGUUCCACUGCAUCUCCAUCGAAAACAGCAACGGCAAACUUCAGAGCAGUAAGCGCAUGCGCACCGCCUUCACCAGCACACAACUUUUGGAGCUGGAGCGCGAGUUCACCUCCAACAUGUACCUGUCCAGACUGAGGCGCAUCGAGAUCGCCACAUACCUGAACUUGUCGGAGAAACAGGUGAAAAUCUGGUUCCAGAACCGCAGAGUGAAGCACAAAAAGGAAGGCAAGAGCAGCGGUCAAAGGACUGGAUCACAUAACUGCAAAUGCUCGUCCCUGUCAACGGCGAGAUGCUCGGAGGAAGAGGAGGAUGACAUUCCCAUAUCUCCAUCCUCGUCCGAAAAGGAAGAUGUGGACCUGUCCGUCUCCCCCUGA